GCCCUCCCUGCCGGGCCUCCCGCAGCCCCGCGCGGGUCCGCCGAGCCCGACUGCGCGGGCAGGGCCGGGGCGCGGGCAGAGGCCGGGCGCCGCUCCCGCCGCGCCGCGCCGUGUGGCGCCGUGGGCCGGAGCCAGCGUGGCGGGGGGCGGCGCCGCCGCGAUGUUCCCGGCCCGGCGGAGGCCGCUGCUGCCCGGGCGCGACGACAGCGGGUCCCGGCGCGCGCUGCCGCGGCGCUGCCCCGUGUUCCGGCUCUUCGUGGCGGCGCUGCUGCUGGGCCUCGCCUCGCUGCUCUGGCUCCAGCUCAGCUGCGCGGGCGACGGGGCCCGGCGGGGCCGCGGGGCCGGGGCCGGGGCCGCCCCUCCGCGGCCGUGCCCGGCCGAGCCGCCGCCGCCGCCGGGCGAGGAGGCGUCGUGGGGGCCGCACCGCCUGGCGCUGCUCGUGCCCUUCCGCGAGCGCUUCGAGGAGCUGCUGGCCUUCGUGCCGCACAUGCACCGGUUCCUGAGCGCGCAGCGCGUGCGCCACCGCAUCCUCGUGCUCAACCAGGCCGACCGCUUCAGGUUUAACCGGGCGUCUCUGAUCAACGUGGGCUUCCUGGAGAGCGGCAACGACACCGAUUACAUCGCCAUGCACGACGUGGACCUGCUGCCCCUCAACGAGCAGCUGGACUAUGGCUUCCCCGAGGCGGGGCCCUUCCACGUGGCCUCCCCGGAGCUGCACCCGCUCUACCACUACAAGACCUACGUGGGCGGCAUCCUGCUCCUCACCAAGCAGCACUACGAGAUGUGCAACGGGAUGUCCAACCGCUUCUGGGGCUGGGGCCGAGAAGACGACGAGUUCUACCGCCGCAUCAAGGGGGCCGGCCUCCAGCUCUUCCGCCCCUCGGGAAUCACGACUGGAUACAAGACCUUCCAGCACCUGCACGACCCAGCCUGGAGGAAGAGGGACCAGAAGCGCAUCGCUGCACAGAAGCAGGAGCAGUUCAAGGUGGAUCGGGACGGCGGCCUGAACAAUGUGCGGUACCGGAUCGCGUCGCGGACGGCGCUGAGCGUGGGCGGAGCUCCCUGCACCGUCCUCAACAUCCUGCUGGACUGCGACACCAGCCUGACGCCCUGGUGCACGUUCGGCUGAGCCGCCCACAUGGCACGCCGGGUCGGCUGCGGCUGUGGCUGGGCCCCGCAGCGGGGCAGGGUGGCCGCGGCAGGCCAGCGCUGGAGGUCGUGAUGUGGGGGACCGGCAGGCCCUAGGGACCGGAGGAGCAGGAGAGGGCAAAGGAGAGGACCUAGGCGGGGAUUAGGGCACAAACCGAGCGCAGGAUUCGGGACCGCUGGUGCGGCCUCCCCUGCAGCGCUGGGGAAGCCGUGGCCCACGCUGGACGUGGCAGAGCUGCCACGGGCCUGGCGGACAAUAAAGCACCGAAGUGCA
Molecule: messenger RNA, 1423 nt
Organism: Alligator mississippiensis (American alligator)
Lineage: Eukaryota; Metazoa; Chordata; Crocodylia; Alligatoridae
Gene: B4GALT7
Product: beta-1,4-galactosyltransferase 7
Exons: 6
Coding region: 161-1129 (322 amino acids)
Biological process (GO): proteoglycan biosynthetic process; carbohydrate metabolic process
Molecular function (GO): xylosylprotein 4-beta-galactosyltransferase activity
Source: RefSeq, a predicted model, not a curated record